UAUACGGCGGAGUGUCGGCGUGUCAGUGAUGCGGCUGUUUUAUUUGAUUAAUGAUCUAAAAAAGUAGGUGUACUGCUGAGCCCGUAUUUGCAGAAGUUUUUCAGAAGGGGGCGUGACCAAGCGCCAUGAUGCCGGUGGUGCGCACCCCGAUGGAGGGCGGCGGCGACGGGCCGCACGGCCCCACCGGCGGCUCCAUCUCGCUCGGCCUGCUCAUCGACUUCAUCGUGCAGCGUACCUAUCACGAGCUGUCCGUGCUGUCCGAGCUGCUGCCUCGCAAAAACGACAUGGAGCGAAAGAUCGAAAUUGUUCAGUUUGCGUCCCGUACGCGCCAGCUUUGCAUCCGGUUGCUGGCGCUGGUGAAGUGGGCCGGCAGCGUCUCCAAGGUGGACAAGAGCGCCGGCAUCAUGGCCUUCCUCGACAAGCAGAGCAUGCUGUUCGUGAACACGGCCGACAAGCUGUCGCAGAUGGCGCGCCAGGAGCUGGUGGCGGCGCGUCUGCCCACGUUCCACAUCCCGGCGGCAGUGGAGGUGCUCACCACGGGCUCCUACAGUCGGCUGCCGCUCUGCAUCCGAGAGCGGAUCGUGCCGGCCAAGGCCAUCACGCCCGCCGAGAAGGCCACCACGCUGCAGCGGCUGAACCAGAUCAUCGAGCACCGGCUGGUGACGUCAGAGCUGCCGCCGCAGAUGCUGCAGCUGAAGAUCGGCGCCGGCCGCGUGCGCAUCACCGUCGAGCACGAGUUCCAGCUGCCCCUGACGGCCACCAGGUGUCGCUGACCCCUGAUGGGUGACGGUCCCACCGUGCCCUGGACCCUGCUGGAGAUCGAGAUCCUGGUGGAGGACAAGGAGACCGGCGAGGGCAAGAGUCUGGUGCAUCCGCUGCAGGUGCACUACCUGCACCAGCUGGUGAGCUCGUACCUGGCCGACUCGGCGCGACCUCUGUACGACAUCUACACCAUCCUGCACUCGUUCAGUCAGAGUCUGCAGCUGGAGGUGCUGCACUCGCAGGUGGUACAGCUCUGCAGAGAUCGGCUAGGUGACAACGUGCGCGUGCACGAGUACCAGCCCGGCCGGCUGCUGGCCGUCUCAUACUGGCGGGAGGUGACGGGCCGAGAGGCGCGCUCGGAGCCGGGCUACCGCGUGACGCUGCAGACGGACCCGGCCGACGCCGGCCGGCCGCUGCUCGUCACCCACUCGCCGCCGCUGCCCGACAGCCGCACGGCCGAGCAGGCCGAGCGCGCCGUCCGCUCCGAUCGGCUCUCGAUCGAGCGUCUGCUCGUGCACACCAUCCACCUGCGCAGCCGCGCCGUGCUGGCCGAGACGCGCGGCGAGCUGGCGCGCCUGGUGCAGCUGGAGCCCGAGCAGCUGGCGCUGGCCGGCUCGCCGGCCGUGCUCAGCGUACCGCUGCUGCAGCCGUGCCUCAAGGGCGAGCAGCUGCUGGUGGCCGUGGACGUGCACCGCGGCACGCUGACGGCGCACGUGCCGCUCUACGAGACGCCCGUCUGCGAGGAGGUGACGGCCGCGCUCAACGGUGACCGCUCCACGCUGAGGCAGCUGCUCACCAGGCUCAGAUUCUGGGUGACGCUGCGCCGAGCAGAGAAGACGCUGCAGCACCUGCCGGCCUCGGCGCAUGAGUCGCUGCCGCUCUCCUACCGCGAGGGCCACGCACUGGGCCGGUUGCCGGCGCAGCAGCUGUACGUACGUCUGCACCGCUUCCCCAGCCGCGUGCUGGUGGUGGUGUGCCAGGAGCGGGCCGCAUGUCCCAACCAGAUGGAGUACAGCUUCUACAUGGUCACCGUUAAGCCGUCCAGCAUCGAGGAUGGCUCGGACGACGCCAACGAACGCCACCUGCCGAAGAAGUAUCUCAAGGUGCUGACGUUCGUCGAGCUGGACACGUUCCUCUGCCUGCACGGGCCGGGCACGGCGCUGGAGGCGGCCGAGGGGCCGCGGCGCGCGCGCGCUCCCUCGGCACCCGGCUCGCCUUCGCGCAUGGCCGGGCCGCGGCCGCGCGCCUCACCCGCCUACUUCAUCAGCGAGCUGGCGCAGGUGGUGGCGCUCUGCGACGAGCAGAUCCCGUGCGCGGCCCUGUGCCGCGAGCUCAGCCGACAGCACGUGCCGCACGGUGGCGCUGCGGUCGACCCCAGCGGCCAGUCGCGGUACAUUCGCCUGAUGGAGCUGCCGGCAGUGGCGGGCGUGGACGCGGCGGCCAUGGAGCGCCUCCAGGCGGCGCUGCUCUCGGCCACCAUUACACAACAGGAGGACAAGCUGGGCAGCCGCUGGGCCGUGGAGUACGUGUUCCAUGGCGCGCCGGCACGCUCGCAGCAGCCGCGCGAGCAGGCCAGCCGGCGGCCCGUCUACUUCUGGUACCGGCAGCCGUCGACAGAGGCCGUGUCGGACGUGGUGGACCGGCUGCUGGCCGACUGGCGCCAGAUGGCCGAGCUGUACGCGCUGCUGCUGGCCUUCCAGCAUUUCGUGGCCGAAGACCGGCAGCGCGGCCUCACUCAUCUGACAGAGGUUUCGUCGUUCACGUACCGCGCGCUCACGCUCGCCUACGGCCCGAACAAGGGCGCCACCGUGCGCGUGGAGCACAGCAGCGAUGAGAAGCGGUUCAAGCUCAGCUUCGGCAUCAAUGCCAGGUCAAGCAGCGCCACCAACCCGCACGCGGUGCUGCGCGGCCAGCUGGAGGACCUGCUGAACGCGGAGCGGUCGCUGGCGCAGCUGAUGGUGGCGCUGGACGAGACGUACUCGCCGCUGGUGUCGCUCGACAAGCUGUCGGCCACCCCGAGGCUGGGCGUGCGUGGUGACCGGCCACUCGACCCAAUCAUCAACUUCAUCCUGCUGCCGCAGUCGGCCUGGCACGUGCGGCUCGUCUACCGCAAGACGUACUGCCUGUCGGUGCAGCUGCACAGCGAUGGUCUGGUGUCGGUGCGUGACGGCGCAUUCUGCGUGCUGGACCGCGGCCGGCCGCUGGAUGAGCUGCACCCCCUGCAGAACCUGGCUGCAUUCCUCGUCAAGUACGCGGCCGACCCGGCCUUCGCCGGCGGCGGCGGCGAGGAGGACACGCCGCCGUCGCCGACCAGUCUCCCGCUCAUGUCGCCGGCGCUGGCCGCCGCGCCCGUCAUGCUCACGCACGAGUCGUUCGACGCGCUGUGCACGCGCGCGCCCGUGCCGGCCAGCACGCUGCGCGCGCCGCCCGAGGUGAUGCAGGUGUCGCCGCUGGAGCGCUACCUCGGCUGCGUGUACCUGCGCACGCACCUGCGCAAGACGCUGGAGGAGGAGGCCGCCUCCAACAUCGUCCGGUUGCCGUGCACCGAGCAGGGCGUGACGCUGUUCAAGACGGCCUGUGUGCAGUGCCGCGUGCGGCUGGAGCCCGAGUUCGUGCAGACGCUGCACCUGAGCGUGCAGUCCAGCCCCGACUCGCUGGAACAGUGGCAGCCGGAGGAGACGCAGGUGCUGGAGCGGUUCUUCGACACCAAGGUGGCGGUGCCGCCAUACCGGCAGAAUACUCUCAAGACGUUCGUGCGGAUCCUGAACAUGCCGUCAAACGUCCUGAGAGACUUUAUCCGGAUCAUGCAGCUUGAGGAGGUCACCUCCGAUCCCAACAGCCCCCAGGCUGCGUCGAUGAACUGGCAGGUGGAGUGGUGCACCAUGUCGCACCCGGCCGCCACGCCACCGCUCAUUCCCAACGGCGUCGUCUCGCUCAUCAACGCCGGCACCAAGCUGCUGUUCUUCCUGCAGCUGACACGCCGGCUGCCCGGGCCGCCGCCGCCCGGCGUCGAGCCCGCCAGGCUCGUGCUGCCCAUCGUCUACCACAUGGCCGACAACCUGACGCAGUGUGCCGACAAGAAGGACUACCAGCCCAACCAGGUGACGACGCACGUGAACCAGCUGAUGCGGCACAGCAGCGAGCUGGCUGCACAGUCGGGCGACUGCUCCAUCUUCCGCGCCGUGCGCGACGUCGUGCACAAUUUCACGCUGCCGUCGGAGCAGCCGGUGGCCGUGGCGCAGCCCAUGGGCGGCGACGGCGUACCGGCCGGCGGCCCGAUGCUGAUGCAGCAGCGCCAGUACCAGCAGCAGCGGCCCAUGCCAGGCAUGAUGCCCUCGCUGAUGGGCGCCGGCGGCGGGCCGGCCGGGCAGGUCAUAUGCAUCUGA
Molecule: messenger RNA, 4148 nt
Organism: Pollicipes pollicipes
Lineage: Eukaryota; Metazoa; Arthropoda; Thecostraca; Pollicipedomorpha; Pollicipedidae
Gene: MED14
Product: mediator complex subunit 14
Exons: 19
Biological process (GO): regulation of transcription by RNA polymerase II
Cellular component (GO): mediator complex; core mediator complex
Molecular function (GO): transcription coregulator activity
Source: RefSeq, a predicted model, not a curated record